Hyposmocoma kahamanoa is the source of this 1353-nucleotide messenger RNA. RefSeq lists its product as uncharacterized. The transcript is spliced from 3 exons. The record is from RefSeq and is a predicted model, not a curated record. Lineage: Eukaryota; Metazoa; Arthropoda; Insecta; Lepidoptera; Cosmopterigidae. Gene Ontology annotation, molecular function: catalytic activity. Bases 1 to 1353 code for a protein of 450 amino acids.
AUGUCAGAUGAUGACUCUUUUUACUCAGCUUGCAACUCGCCUUCGUCUUUUCUUUCUAUUGAUAGCUCAGAAUCUGAGUUUCAUAAUACUGAUACCCUUGGCGAUUCAUUAACGCGCGAAUUCCAAAACUUCACGAACUUUCUAAACGUCUGUCAUAUAAAUGCCCAAAGCAUCCCUAGCCACUAUAACGAUCUACUUGAUACUUUCUCCUCGUCUAAUAUUCAUGCUAUUCUGAUUUCAGAAACAUGGCUUAAACCAAACCUUGCUUCUACAUCUUUUAGUCUUCCUGGUUUCAUAUUACUUCGCAAUGACCGCACGGGAAAGGGUGGCGGAGGCGUUGCCAUUUACAUCCGUAAUGACGUUCCUUUCAAAAUUGUUUCUUCUUCUCCCUCUCUAUACUCCAGUUCUUUGGAACACUUGCUCAUCGAGAUCAAGGUAAAGGGUAUAAAAGUGGCUCUAGGGGUGGUGUAUUGUCCUCCUUCUAUAGAUUACUUCUCUUCGUUCGAAACUUUACUCUCAUCUCUUAGUACUGAAUACACUCAUCAAAUAAUCAUGGGCGAUUUUAAUACAGACCUCGUGAAAGACAGCAUGAGAGCUCGCUCUUUGAAAGCAGUGAUUGAAUCUGUAGCUUUAACCAUUCUACCUCUUGAGCCUACUCAUCACAACGUAGACGCGUCGGAUACCUGGCUAGAUCUUAUACUUGCCUCCUCUAUUGAUCACGUGGGUAAGGCUGGACAAUUUUUGGCACCAGGUUUUUCACGACAUGACCUCAUUUAUUUGAGCUACAAAAUUAAACCACUUAAGGCUCAGCCUGCUACAGUUCAACUACGUAGUUUCGCGAGACUUGACAUGGAAGUGUUAAAAAAGGACGCGCAGGCUUUUGAUUGGGGCCCUACGUUGUCAGCAUCAACAGUUGAUGAGGCGGUGUUUUCAUUAAACUCCGCAGUUCUGAAACUUUUUGACACUCGCGCGCCAAUUCGAUCUGUCAAACUAAAGCGCCCUCCUGCGCCAUGGAUAACUCGAGCAGUCCGUAUUGCAAUGACAAGACGAGAUCGUGCGUUUAGGAAAUACAAGCGCGACCGAUGUAAACCGCAAAGUUCUUACAAUAUAACUUCUUCCUUCUCCUUAAAUGAGCUGAAUACUCACUUUGCCAAAACUGCAACUUUAGACACCAACACCAAACAGCAAAGUAUUGCAUUUAUUAGAGCACUGCCCAAAAUUUCAAAUUCUGUUUUUAUGUUCACCUCAGUAACUGAAGAUGAGGUCAGGAAAGUGGUUUUGUCAAUCAAAUCUAAUGCUGUUGGGCACGAUGACGUUUUCGACCAGGUCAUAGUACUUCUACUGCGUUGCUAA